This is a messenger RNA of Mya arenaria, 937 nucleotides long. Its product is annotated as failed axon connections homolog. The record is from RefSeq and is a predicted model, not a curated record. Lineage: Eukaryota; Metazoa; Mollusca; Bivalvia; Myida; Myidae. Gene Ontology annotation, cellular component: cytoplasm. The coding region runs from base 133 to 906 and encodes 257 amino acids. The transcript is spliced from 6 exons.
CCUGGAAAAUUCGGAAUAUCGUAUGCUUAUCUUGUGGACAUUAAUUCUUGAUUUUGGUGGUUCUGCGAAUGGAAUGUAAAUUUAGUAGCAUAGUGGUUUAAGAUCGGAUUACUUUUAUCUUGCAAAAGUGAAAUGCCGAUUUUCAGAAAAAGACAGUGUGGGCGAGACUAUCCGGCCGACACGGUUAUUCUCCACCAAUUUCCUCGAGGACCGUUUGCCCCGAGUAUGUCCCCCUUCUGUAUCAAGGUUGAAACGUUUCUGAGGAUGGCGAAAAUACCUUACCAGAGCAUUCACAGUUACACAAUGGGGUCAAAAGGGAAGUCUCCAUGGGUCGAGUACAACGGUGAUACACAUGGAGAUAGCGAGUUGAUUAUGCCCUACAUGGUUGAGAAAUGUGGGGUAAACCUCAGUACGGGCCUAACAGAGGAACAGACGGCCAUAGGCCGGGCCUUCCAGACUCUCGUCGAUGAACGCAUGUAUUGGCUAGUUUUGUUAGAAAGAUGGGUGUUCCACAAAUCAGAGAUGUCUGGCACUCUUACCAAACUUCCCGCCAUUUUAAUAUGGCAUAUCAGCCGGAAAACUAAGAAUAUGGCGUAUGCACAGGGCCUUGGCAGACAUACGCAAUCCGAAAUUGAAACAUUGCUUGAGAAAGAUUUGAAAGCAUUAUCGGAUUAUUUAGGUGACAAGAAAUAUUUUCUCGGUGAAGAGCCUAGAGAGGUCGAUUGUGCAGUGUUUGGGCAGCUGUGUCAAGUCCGUUAUCAUGUGCCAAACAGUGUCAAAGCAAGAACAUAUCUACAAGAAUCCCUUCCAAAUCUCACUGCUUAUAUGGACAGAAUUAUUGAGAAAUUUUGGCCAGAUUGGGAGGAAUGUAUGACAAAUGGAUUCACGAAAGAGGCAACAAAAUAGAAUGACACUUAUAUUUGAAUUUUGUAUGCGC